AUGUCCGAUCCGCGGCUGGCCAGCCUGCGCCGCAACCGAGUGUCGUCCCUUCCACCGACCCAGUCGGCCUCGGAGUUGACAGUGGCCCACGCCGCGGCCAUCCCGCGUCACCUGCUGCUGCGCCAGCGCAGCGAAAGCCACCCGCCCGACCGCUUCCGCCCGACGGCGCGACGAUCCGCGCAGCAGAACCAUCAGCAGGGCGGCGGUGGCGACGACGGCAACGGGGAGAGCACGCAGAGCGACGACUACGAAAUCGAGGAGGGCGAGGAGGGAUACGGGAGUGUCGAGAACGUCGAGGCGGUCGACGAAGAGGACGACGAUCAUGGAGGAGAGGAGGAAGAGAACGAGAACGAAAUGGGGAACGAGAGUGGAACGCGUAGGACGCCGCGCCGGUCGGCGCUGUCGCCUCGCCGUCUGUACGCGGUCCAGGCGCCCGAUCUCGACUUUGGAAUCGUGUCCGCCUCCGGCCCAGGCGAUUCCUUUUCCACCACCACCUCCUCUUCCUCCUCCUCUUCCACCACUACCAAGUCUUCGUCACGAUCGUCGUCAUCGUCAUCUUCAUCUUCAUCGUCGUCGUCAAGAGCGCCACGAUCCAGAACCGCAGCAGCGACUGCAGAGCUGUCGCCACCGGUGUCGCCGUCGUCAUCUCCGCCGCAGCCGACCUACACCAACCCACCGGUGGGCCUGCCGCCGGCGGGCCUCUACCCGCGCACCAACUCGUUCGGCACGAUGUCGCCGCGCAAGGCUAACGCGCGCCGGUUGCUCAUGUCGACCUCGCUCUCGUCGUCGGCCAUCAUGAAGGCCCCGCCCCUGUCGCCCAGCGCGACGCCGCCGAGCACGAUGACCAAGCGGACCAGCUCGUCGUCGUCCCUCCAGUUGGCCUCGCCCGGCCGACGCAUCACCUCUGUCUCGCAACCCGUGGCCACGCUGCCCACCCUCAACUUCGACGAUACCACCCCAAUUGAGCAGGACGCGCGGAGUGUGAAGGAUCGGCGCAUGUCAUCGUCGGUCAACGAAUACGAGCUCGAGUUCCGCGCUGUGGAGAUGGGUUGGCACACCCGCGACGACCCCUCUAGCAGCGACCGGCCGCCGGCUGCCGGCCGCACCCGCAACAGCCUGCGCUCCUCCGACGAAGAAAUGCUGGGUGGCGGACCGACCUCCACCUCCACCUCGUCGUCAUCGUCUUCAUCAGCGCCCUUCUCGCCCAAGCACUCGCGGUCGCGUUCCAUCAACCGACUGUCGUGUUCGGCCCAGCUCCACCCGGGCGGCUCCACGCUGCGCAACGCCAUCUCGCCGCGCGCGCUGCCGUCGCUUUCGCUCUCGGGCUCACUGCAGUCGACGUCGGCGACGAACUCGCCCACCGGGUCGCCCGGCCACUCGCCGCUCUCGUCGCCCAAGGCGAUCCCCACCUCCACCGCCGCCGCCAGGCAUCACCCGGGUUCGCCCCUCUCACUCUCGCCCGGCACCAGCUGCUCGCCGCCCUCGCCCAUGAUGCCGGCCCCGACGCCGGCCACCACGCCGUCGUCUUCGGCUUCGUCGACCUCGCUGGCCACCCGAACCGACGCUUUUAACUCCUAUGCGCGCACGUUCAAGUCCUUGCCGGCCUACGGCAGCGGCAGCGGCAGCGAGGAGAGCGAAGAGGGCGAAUCGUUGUCGUCGUCUCAGUCGCGGCAGCCGGGCGCCGAGCGGCGUCGACGCGGCGGCGGCAGCGGCAUCAUGCGCGGCGGGUACCGAGACAGCGACGGCAGUGGAGGCAGCAGCGAGAGCGACUACUACCGCGAGAGCGAAAGCGACGACACAAAGGGCGAAGGCAGCGGCGGCGAGACUGGUGGUAGUGGCGGUGGCGGGCCGUUCCUAUACCGGGCUGACAGCCUGGGCACGUCCGACAGCUUCAAGCCACGGAAGAGCCUCUUCGCCGACCCCAAGAAGCGCUACAAGAGCCACACCCUGCACCACCACCGCUCGCCCCGCGGCCUCAGCCAAGCGGCCAACUACAACUCCAUGGGCAUUGUCGCUGUGCCGCCGCAUCGGAUGGGGAGACAGAGUAUCGAUGACGACAUCCAGGCCAUGCACGCCAAGGAGGAGCGACGACGCGCCAAGGCCGCCGCGCAGGCCGACGGCACGAGGCCCACACGUAAGUACGGCAGCGACGGCGAGUCUUCGUCCUCCACCUCUUCGUCGUCGUCGGCGGCGGCCUCUUCUCCCUCCUCACCCAAGCCCCGACCCAUUUCCAUGCGCGCCUCGGCAUCGACCGCAGCCUCGGGCGUCGUGUCGCCGCGAUCCAAGCGCUACAGCCUGGAGAGCCCCGGGCGCAUCUCCAAGACCGUGCGCAGCGACGAGGAGCGCAAGGAGUCCAAGGAGCGACUCAAGGCCGAAAGAGAGAAAGACAAAGGCAACGAGAAGAACGAAAACGAAAACGAAAACGAAAAGGAAAAGAAGGGCGGGUCGGGCAUCGUCCGCACCAUCCGCAUGAGCAAGGAGCUCAAGCAGGAGAUCGAGCAGAAAGGUGCCAUGACCAAGCGCGCUCUGCGCAGCAGCUCGGGUGUGGCCGAAGGCGGCGUCAGCGGCAACGCAGAGAGCGAAGCCGUGGAGAGCAGCGUCGCCAGCGGCGGAGGAGAGAAGCAGCCGCAGGACAACCUGCUGCGACGCAUCCAGGCCUUCCGACAACACAAGGGCAAGACCUUCCACACGCUGCCGUCGCUCAGCGAGGUCAAGGCCUCGUCGCGUGACUCUUCGCCGCGGGACAACAACGUCAUACGACGCAAGAACAGCAAAGACCGCAACACCGGCGACGAACCUACGAGUGCUGACGUCAGCAGCAACACGACCGACCACCAGGUCGUCCCAGAGACGGCCGACGUGGCGGCGGCGGAGGUGGAGCCCAAGCGACGCGAGCGGAAGGCCAGCCGAGACGGCACGGCCACUGCUGACGUCAGCAGCUCCAGCAACGAGCGGAAACACAAGAUGGGCCUCUUUUCGUUCGUGUCGCUGCCGCGCAAGGCCGGGCGUGGCAAGAAGGCCGGCGGCAAGGGGUCAUCCAAGGACCUCACCCCACCGUCGCUCGCCGUCACCCCGCGGAGCCCGCGCAUACCCCACCUGGACUCGUCGUCGGGCUCGCACCCGAUCGCUGCGCGUCGACGCCGCCGGGAGCGGAUGAGCCGCGCGGCCGACCGGCGACGCCGACGGUCGACCUCGCUGCUUGCCUGCGAGUUCAGAAUGCACGCCUCCCGCGGCUCUCUGCCUACCACCGGCUCGCCCCUGCUGGCGCGCGACGAGCGGCGGCGCCUCCUGCGCACCAAGUCCGUCGACGAGCGCCUGCUGUGCUACCCACGCGAGUUCGACGACCUGCUGGGCGCCGACGGCGAUGGUGGCGAGCCGCCCAGCGGCGAACACCAUCUUCAGUACUAUGAUGGCAGCGGCAGCGGCGACCGCAUGUCGGAGGGCCACAGCGCCGAGAUCGACAACCACGGCAGCGGCGGCAGUGACGGCACCGAGCGGCGGGACUUGGCCAAGUCCCAGGGCGUGGCGCCCGGCAAGCGGAGCAACAAGGUGCGCGGGCGGGCUGGGCCAGUCCACUCGCCCAAGCUGUCGAAGAAGAAUGCCGGCGGCAAGGGCGGCAAGGGCAAGCAGCAGAAUGCGGUGCGCCAGAAAGACAUCGACGACAACCGGUUCCUCACUGCGGAGAAUUUCGACCAGCUGCUGGUCUACCGCGACCUCCUCCUGGCCGAAUUGGUCAAGCCUGGCCUGCGGCUGAUUCGCGGACUGCUCUCGGUGGUGAGCGCCACCACCGAAGACGAUCCCGACGCUCUGUGCCAAGCGCUCGUCGCCAUCGCCGAUCGAUACGGCCAGAUCACCCAGCUGAUGAAGCUCGCCAUUGCCCAGGAACUCAACAGCACAACGUCGCCCUUCACGCUGUUCAGAGAGGACAGCCUGGGGACGAAGUUUCUGUCGACCUAUGCGCGGGAGAAGGGCGGGGCCUACCUGGCGAGCGUGCUGAAGCCGGUCAUCAAGAAGGUGGUGACCUCCCACACCUCCUACGAAAUGGACCCCCUGCGCAUUCCCCAGGACCCCAAGGCCACUCCACGGGACGAGAACCAGCGCAAACUGGAGAAGCUGUGCCAGCACGUCCUCGAUGCCAUCUUCUCGCGCCAGUCCGACUUCCCGCUGCAAAUCAUUAGCAGUUACCUCUACGCCGAGGUGAAUCUCAAGUUCCCGUUCGACGCCACCCGGCCUCGCGCCUGGAGCCAAGAGGGCGACGAAGAGGUCGAAGACGGCCUGGCCUUUCACCGGUCGUCCGACUGGGGCCUGGCCUACGUGGGCGCGUUCAUUUUCCUUCGCUUCUUCUGCCCGGCCAUCGUUUCGCCCAAACCCCACGGCAUCGUCAAACGGUCGCCGACGCGAGAGGCGCAGCGCGGCCUGAUGCUGGUGGCCAAGACGCUGCAGACGAUGGCCAACCAGCUCCGGUUCGGCGACAAGGAGCCCUACAUGAAGCCCAUGAACCAGUUCAUCGAAGACAACCAGCUCAGUCUCGAAAACUACCUUCGCACCCUCACCCAGAAGCCGCCCAAGUUGCAGUCUCAGACGCGCUUCGUGGCUCCCGAGAAGGAGAAGAAAACGAUGCGAGACAAGUUCUCCUCAUCUGCGACAUCGUCGCUGUCGUCCUCGCUCUUGAACCUCUCGUCGGCGUCGGCCGCCGGGGCCUCGUUCGCCGAGCGUUCGUCGGCCGCGCUCGCGCACUCAUCAGCGGCCGACCCGGGCGACGAGGAGUCGGCCCAGCUGGCCGUCGUGCAGGCCUGCUGCACGCGCAACCAGCGCAAGCUGCUCACUUUCUACUACUCAUCGUCGCUGCCCUUCCUCUCGGCCAUCCCCAACUCGGCGUCGUCAUCAGGGGCGUCGUCGCCCAACAACUCCCCUUCUUCAUCGGCGCCACCGACGCCCUCGUCGUCUGCGCCGCCCACGCCCUCGUCGCGAUCGGUCUCGCCUCGCACCGGCACGCUGGCCAAUCUCGCGCCACAGGCCAGCGCCACCCUCCAUUCCGGCUCCUCGCCGCGCAUGAAGAGCGAGGAGUGA
This is a messenger RNA of Acanthamoeba castellanii str. Neff, 5070 nucleotides long. Its product is annotated as Ras GTPase activator. The coding region runs from base 1 to 5070 and encodes 1689 amino acids. Gene Ontology annotation, biological process: regulation of GTPase activity. Lineage: Eukaryota; Discosea; Longamoebia; Acanthamoebidae. The record is from RefSeq and is a predicted model, not a curated record. The transcript has 12 exons.